UAUCAAGUGCAACUCGAAUAGCGUUCCGCGACAUUGAUGCCUACGACAUUUGCUUGACGUGUUCAGAUCAGACGCCUGCAAAUCUCGAUAUCGCAUACAUCUCCACAGACACAGGCAACCGUGCCACGAGCGAUGCGUGUUCUCUUCUGGUCAAUUUGAACGGGACAUGUAGCUAUAUCCCACCCACUACAACUUCGCACACGUCGCGCCCACCUCGCAUUAUACACACGUCCACACAUAAACCGUCGCAAUGUCGAGCGAAGACAGCGAAUUUGACGCUGCAACCCUCCACCAGGAUGCGCCCACAAGCCUCGACCCUCGACCCAUCACCGUCGCAGUAAACCCAGUAGCGCUGGUGGUCACAGAAUGUAUCACAGUUACUUCUGCUAUGCGGAAGCAUGCUCGCUGGGCGCAUUCAUCGGUCGCAGCGAUCCUAGGCGGGUCAUCGAACAAAACGCCUGCUGUCCAACGGCGGGACCGUACCGGACAGGGCAUAAUCAGCGGUGGAGAGCAAGAGGAGGCUGUACCCAGCAGAUGGGGCUUACGGGGGAAGAAAGGGAAGAGCAUGCAGGACAAUCCCCUCAUGUCUGCAUUUGCGCGCCUCAGGAAUGAUCUGAAGGGUUGUAAAGAUAUUCGAACCUUCGAUACCCCUUCGAUGCUGCACCCCUUCCUCCAGGUCAUUAGAUCCUCAUCUACAUCUGCGCCGAUUACGUCGCUCGCCCUUAUCGCAAUCACCAAGUUUCUCUCGUACGGUGUCAUUAGCCAUGACUCUCCCCGGCUCCCCGAAGCCAUGCAGCAGCUCUCCUCCGCCAUAACACACUGUCGCUUCGAAGCGAGUGACUCGGCCGCUGACGAGAUCGUACUUCUUCGCAUAUUGAAGCUCAUGGAGGGCAUGAUUUCCGGGCCUGGAGGGCAGGUUCUUGGCGAUGAGAGUGUAUGCGAAAUGAUGGAGACAGGACUGAGCAUGUGUUGUCAGGCAAGACUUUCUGAACUGCUUCGCCGUUCCGCAGAGAUUGCGAUGGUAUCCAUGUGCCAGGUUAUAUUCCGCAGACUGAAGACGCUUGAGAUAGAGUCUCCAGAGGAAUUGGAUGCGCUAGACGAAGAGCUAGAAGGGCAGAAAGAGCCAGACGGGUUGAAGAUGGAUCCAUCUGCGAACGGUCAGGGCGACGUUGCGCAGUCCAAGGUCGAAGCGCCUCAGCAACCUAGCACAUCCGAGGGAGGGCAGGACGAUCGUGAAGACACCGCCAAUCCUGCAAGCAGUACCCUCGAUCUACCGGCGACAGCGGAGGGCGAACAGCCUCCUGCAGAAAUCAAGUCGUACUCACUGCCCUCGAUACGGGAGCUGUUCAGGGUGCUAGUUGAUUUACUGGAUCCCCAUGACCGUCAACACACCGAUACCAUGCGCGUAAUGGCGCUACGCAUCGUCGACGUUGCGCUUGAAGUUGCUGGACCCUCGAUAGCCAGCCACCCAAGCCUUGCAAACUUGGCAAAGGACACCCUCUGCCGACACUUGUUCCAGCUAGUCAGGUCGGACAACAUGGCCGUUCUGAAUGAGUCGUUGCGUGUUACGGGAACGCUGCUCGCUACUUGCAGAAACGUACUUAAGCUGCAGCAAGAGCUCUAUCUUUCCUACGUUGUUGCUUGCUUGUUUCCACGAGUUGAGAUACCCCUGGAACCCGGUAUCGAUCAAUCCCUGUACGAGGGAGUUCCGCAAGCCCCAAGUCUGGUCAAGUCUCCGCCACAGCAAGCGCCCGCCAGUGGUCGCUCAACGCCAGUACCUGUCAAAGAUAGGCGGCAGCUUGGCCUCGAAGGCGGUGCUCGAAAGCCUGAUGCCAGGGAAGCCAUGGUCGAGAAUCUCGGUGGCCUUGUGCGGAUACCCUCAUUCAUGGCUGAAUUGUUCGUCAACUAUGACUGCGAGACCGACCGUGGCGAUGUGUGCAUGGACAUCGUUGGUCUACUCUCACGUAACGCCUUCCCUGACUCAGCGACAUGGAGCACAGUCAACGUACCUCCGCUUUGCUUAGAUGCAUUGCUGGGGUUCGUACAGUCGAUAGCGGAUCGUUUGGACGACGAACCUGUCACUGAAGGGUUCCGGAGUCCCCAGGAACUGCGUGAGCAGCGUUUGCGAAAGAAGAUUAUCAUUCGCGGAGCUGCAAAGUUCAACGAGAAGCCCAAGGCUGGCAUCGCAUUCCUAGUAUCGCAAGGCAUCAUAUCUGAUCCAGACGACCCAGUCGCUAUAGCUAAAUUUGUCAAGGGCACAACGCGAGUCGACAAGAAAGUAUUGGGAGAGUUCAUCUCUAAGCGCGACAACGAGCCUAUACUGAAGGCCUUUAUGAAGCUCUUCGACUUCCGAGGGUUGCGUCUUGAUGAGGCGUUGAGGUUGCUCUUGCACUCCUUCCGUCUUCCUGGCGAGUCAGCGCUCAUUGAGAGGAUUGUCACCGAUUUCGCUGAGGAGUAUUUUGACGCUGCGCAACCAGAGGAGAUCGCCAACAAGGACGCCAUUUUUGUGCUCACGUAUGCUGUGAUCAUGUUGAAUACUGAUCAACACAAUCCCAACCUCAAAGGCGACAAGCGCAUGAAGCUCGAAGACUUCGGAAAGAACCUUCGAGGCGUCAACGAUGGUAAGAACUUUGAUCCUGAAUAUCUGCAGGCAAUGUACGAAUCCAUCAAGACACGCGAAAUCAUUCUUCCCGAGGAGCACAACGACCGUAACGCCUACGACCACGCCUGGAAGGAACUACUAGUCAAAGUUCAGUCGACUUCGAACUUGACCAUCUGCGAUACAAACAUCUUCGAUGCCGACAUGUUCGCAGCAACGUGGAAGCCAAUCGUGGCCACGCUAUCGUACGUCUUCAUGUCUGCAACAGAUGACGCUGUCUUCUCGCGUGUUGUGCUAGGCUUCGAUCAGUGCGCACAAAUCGCUGCCAAGUAUGGCUUGAGCGAUGCACUGGAUCGAAUCAUCUCGAGCCUUGCCUACAUCAGUACAUUGGCGCCUGAUGUGCCGCCCAGCACGUCACUCAACACUGAAGUCCAGGCCGACAAGAAGAGCGUCAUGGUUAGCGAGACUGCCGUACGCUUCGGUCGAGAUGGCAGAGCACAGCUCGCAACCGUAGUUCUGUUCCAGGUCAUCAAGGGCAACGAAGCGGGCAUCCGAGAUGGGUGGAAUCAUCUUAUCCGCAUCAUGAUUAACCUCUUCAUUAACUCUCUCAUCCCACCCUACUUCCUCUCCUUUCAGAAGACGCUUGCACUGCCUCCGAUACCGCUUCAGAACCCUGCCCAAGUUAUCGAUCGAGCCGAGCGUCCAGCUGAUGCAGGCAUCUUCUCAGCGUUCACAUCAUAUGUUUCGAGCUUCGCCAAUGAUGAGCCACCAGAGCCGUCAGACCAGGAAAUCGAGUAUACGCUUUGCACUGUUGACACAGUGAAGGAGUGUCACUUCGAGGACAUUCUCGCCAACAUUAGUCAACUGCCCAUCGAGGCGCUGCGUUCACUGCUCCAGUCCUUGCUUGAGCACAUCCCGGAGGAUGGCGAGCCAAGGGUAAUUGUGGUCAAGCCAGAGGUUCCUGGGCAAGUCCCUCGACCAAAUGGCAACAAGGCUAAGGGAAAGGGCCCAAUCUACGAUCCUAGCCUUGUCUUUGUUCUUGAGCUGGCGACAGUGCUUGCACAGCGCGACGAGGAGACUGUCAAAGAGCUUGCGAAAGAUGUCACGGAUGCACUAUCAAGUGUCAUUCGCGAUGCAUCCAAACAUCAUCCUGUCGUCAUCGCCCGGUCAGUCUACUACCUCCUUGGGCUUCUCAAGGCUAGCAACGACUAUGACUUCAUCCGUGCGCCAGUGCUCUUGCACACAUUCUCGAGCUUCGACGAAGCUUUGCUCAAGCAGUGUUCGCAGCCACUUCUCCACGGUCUGUCGGAAUGCUGCAAAGGACCGGUUGCUCUUCGCAGUGAACUGGCUGGCUCGCCAGACUUCUGGACGAUUCUUAGUCGUCUGUGUGGCGUGCCAGAAGCAGCUGGCGACGUCUUCCAGCUUGUUGAAGACCUCACUACGUCUCCUCAACCUUGCAUCACCGCAGAUAACUACGAAGCAACUAUUGCGCUCCUCAAUGAGUUUGCCACACAGGCGCAGGUGGGCGCACGCGAAGAACAACUCCAUGACCAGGCUCGACGCGGCAAGGGCCAGAAGGCCAAGAAGCCCGAAAGCGCUGAAGUUGUUGUGCGCGGCAGCAAGGCGAUGACCAUCGUAUUCCAGCUGUCAACCAAGGUCCCGGCGUUUAUCGAGCACUCACACCUCGAGACCACAGAAGCAUGGACAGCAUAUUGGUCACCGAUCCUCAAAACGCUUGCCCACCAAUGUCUCAACCCCUGUCGCGAGAUCCGUUCCAACGCCUUCUCGUCCAUCCAGCGUACCCUGCUCUCGUCGGAUCUCGCAUCCCCCGACCACAAAGAAUGGACUGCAAUCUUCUCUUCCGUCCUCAUGCCUCUCAUUACACAGCUCCUCAAGCCCGAGGUUUAUCAAUCCGAUCCCCUCGGUAUGAGUGAGACCCGCGUCCGCGCUGCCACCCUGCUCUCGAAGGUGUUUCUACACUACCUCGUGUUGCUGAACGAAGUCGAAGCCGAUAAGGAAUUCCUCGAUCUGUGGCUGAAGAUCAUAACCAUUAUGGACCGGCUGGUCAACAGCGGCCAGGGCGACAUGGAAGAAGCGGUCGGCGAGAACCUCAAGAACAUGCUUCUCGUGCUAUCCAACGGCGGCUAUCUCGUUCCGCCCGAUGAGGAGCCCGCGAAAGAGCAGCUGUGGAACGAGACAUGGAAGCGUAUCAAUAGGUUCCAGCCCGAGCUGUUCAAGGAGCUGUUCCCCGAGGAGGCGGGCAAGCCCAAGAAAAGCAGGGAUGAGCGGAGGAGUAGGGACGACCGGCCCAAGGACGCAGUCGUUGAGCCACAGGGGGAGACUACAGAGAUGGUCGUUGGAGAGGGCAAGAAGGAGGAGGAUGAGAAGGAGGGUUAGGAGCUCUUCCGUCUCGGCGAGUGUUGAGUUGAGGUAAUGCGUGUAUUGGGUGCCGACGCCAAUCAAGAAAGAUAUUAUAGAGCCCUUUGCUGUAUCAUUUUCCUGUACUAUGCAUUGUAUAAUUUUCAUAUUUGACUUUUCUAGCGUAUUAACAGGCACAUAGCGCACUUCUAACCAACAGUCUCUCGCCGUUUAGUC
Messenger RNA from Boeremia exigua, 5194 nucleotides. RefSeq lists its product as uncharacterized. Gene Ontology annotation, molecular function: guanyl-nucleotide exchange factor activity. The record is from RefSeq and is a predicted model, not a curated record. The transcript has 3 exons. Bases 251 to 4996 code for a protein of 1581 amino acids. Gene Ontology annotation, biological process: regulation of ARF protein signal transduction. Lineage: Eukaryota; Fungi; Ascomycota; Dothideomycetes; Pleosporales; Didymellaceae.